AUGUAUACCCAAGCACUUCUUAUUUCAGCCCUUGUGGCCAUCACUGAAGCCCGAUUCGCUCAGGAACAGAUCCCCAUCCAAGCUAUCUCGGAUCUUGGUGCCUUUGGAAAUUCUGGCGAGGCUGCAACGCUCGCUGGUCAAUCCAUCUCAUUCUUGCUCGCAGCCGCUAACCCUUGCGGAAAGCUUUCCCAAGCAGACAAGAUUGUCGCCACCCUCGGAACGGAUCCAGAAGUUAUUGCAGCUGCCCGUGGUCUUGUCGCCGCCGAGCAAAACUUCAACCCCUUUGUCGUUUCCGUCCCUUCUAUCUGCAGCGAUGCUUCCCUUCCCGCAACUGAGGAGCUUAGAGGUGUUGUUCCUCUCGUCGAUCCUGCCGUUACCGGGUCUGAUGUCGAGAAUGCCAACUCCGCUACCUCUCUUACCACCCCCUUCGAUGCUACGGGACUGAGUGUCGCCGAGGUUAUGGCUGCUCAGGGCUUCUCAAACUUCACAACCAAGGCAGCUGAUGGAACCGCUGGAGCCGCACCAGCCGGAGGCGCUGGAGGAAAUGCAGGCGCUGGAGGAGCUGGAGGAGCUGACGCAGCCCCAGUCGCUGCACCAGCGGCAUCAAAUCCUGCUAGCGCAGUCGCCGAUGCCUGUGUUCCAUCCACAACUUUCAUCACCGCAACCAAGGCUGCCGGAUCUGCCGCCACUGGUGCUGCCGCCGUUGAGACUGGUGCCGCUGAUGCCCCAGCUACCGCAGCCCCAGCCGCCGGAAAUGGAGUCGGAGCUGUCAGUGACCCAGUAACUGGAACAUUCGAUGGAUUCGUCGCCUCAUCCAUUGCCGGCAACGACUUCGGAACAUGCGUACCAACCAUCAAGUUUGAGGCCGGACUCAACGGCCGCAAGGAGACUGAGUUCACCUUCCAAGCCAUCGACCCAGUCGUCAACAAGGGUCAACAAGAGGCCUUGAACCCCAACAUCAUCACCAACCGCAUCUGCGAUCAACUUGGCAACGUCUGUGGAGCCAGCGAGGCCGGAAAGGCAGCAUGCUUGGCCGCAAAGGCUGACAUUCUCGCUCUCGGCACCCGCGAUCAAUCCACCGCCGAUGCAUGGAACACCGCUCUCGGAUUCGCCGGUACCAACACCAACCCAGACAACGCUCCUCAAGCCGGUCUCGUUGGCCACACAUAA
Molecule: messenger RNA, 1170 nt
Organism: Cadophora gregata
Lineage: Eukaryota; Fungi; Ascomycota; Leotiomycetes; Helotiales; Ploettnerulaceae
Exons: 5
Coding region: 1-1170 (389 amino acids)
Source: RefSeq, a predicted model, not a curated record